Passer domesticus (house sparrow) is the source of this 1509-nucleotide messenger RNA. RefSeq names its product TOG array regulator of axonemal microtubules protein 2-like. Gene Ontology annotation, cellular component: cilium; cytoplasmic microtubule. The transcript has 10 exons. Gene Ontology annotation, biological process: microtubule cytoskeleton organization. NCBI's taxonomy places the organism in Eukaryota, Metazoa, Chordata, Aves, Passeriformes, Passeridae. Gene Ontology annotation, molecular function: microtubule binding. The coding region runs from base 1 to 1509 and encodes 502 amino acids. The record is from RefSeq and is a predicted model, not a curated record.
AUGGCGGGGUGCCUUGCCCGGGCCGCAGCGCCCAUGGCCGACCCUCUCCUUGCAGUGACCUCGCAGAUGGCCACUGGUGCCCAGCGCCGAGAGGAGCCGCUCCGUGGGCAUGGGCAGAAGGACAGAGCCUCUCCAGACCCACAGCACUCCUUGCUGGAGGCACUCUCCUUGCUCGGCAGCGAUGACUGGGAGCUGAAGGAGGAGGGACUCUACAACAUCAAACACCUGGCUGGGUCCCAUUCAGAGGUCCUGCUGUGUAGACUUCAUGAUGUUUGCUUGGCAGUUACCAGCAAGGUGGCCAACCUCCGUUCCAAGGUGUCCUACUCUGCAAUUGUCACUCUGGGAGAGCUCUUUGUGACCUUGAAGAAGAACAUGGACUCUGAGGUGGAUGAGGUUGCUCGGGUCCUUCUGCAGAUGGUGUCCAACUCCCCAGAAUUUGUUCAGAAAGCAGCCAGUCAGACCCUGGGGAUCAUGGUGGAGAAUGUGACUCCUGCACGAGCAAUGACUGCUCUCAUGGACAUGGGAGUCAAGAGCCGUCACGCCCAGGUGCGGAAGUGUGGGGCCGAGCUCCUCCUGUCCCUGAUGGAGAGAAUUGGAGUCACAAAGCUGGCAGGCACAGCCAGGGCUGAGAGGCUGGCACACGUGGCAGGGAAGCUUGCUCAGGACUGUCACCAGGACACAAGGCAUUAUGGACAGGAGAUGGUGAAGAUGUUGCUCAAUCAUCAAAAAUUUAAAAUGCUUUUGGAGCGAUCUCUUUCCACCCAUGACCUGGACGAUAUUCUGACAAGAAUUAAGAAGAAAGGGAUGGAAAACCAGAAGGCUGAACGCCCAUCUGUCAAGGAGCUGGUGAAGAAGAGGAACAAUGGCUCCAAGAAGCCCCAGGCCACAUUGUCUUCUAGCAAACGAGUGAAAUCUACCUCUGAUGGAUGCCUCCUACACCGUGCACAAGCCCAGGUCACGUUACCUCCGGCUGAGGAAGAAACAGAGCUGCUCCAGAAGCUUUACAAUCUCCUGGAGGCCAAGGGGUUUCAGACACGCAUGGAAGGAGUGUCACUCCUGCAAGACCUGUGUAAAACCAGCCCCCAGCUCAUCUCCACUAACAUUGUCCAAAUUUUUGAUUAUUUUGUCCUGAGAAUAUCUGACAGCCACAAGAAAGUGAAGCAGAAGGCGCUAGACGUGCUGGCUGAAAUCACAGGCGUCCUGAAAGAUGCCUUGAACUCAGUGAUCAUUGGUUUGGUGGAAGGAAUAACGAAGAACCUGAACUCCAAGGACCCCAGGGUUCAUGCCACAGCUGUGAAAGCACUGGAAGAAUCCAUUGCUCAUUUAGAUAAAGUAUCACUGCUGAAGGAGUUCAGCUACCAGUGGAACCAACUGAGUGGCCAAGCUCUGCUGGAUGUCACGGAGUGUAUCACAGGAGCCCCCAAGACCAGAGUGCAGGACUUGCUGUCCUGCAGCUAUCCUGUGACCUCUCUGUCUCAGAAACCUUCAAGGCGCAACUGGAAUUGCUGA